UUGUACGUCGACAAGAUGUCUGCGCCUGAGGAAGACACGUUUCCGAACGAAGAUGGAGACAUGGAAGAGAUGGAAGCGGGUGGCAGCGACGACGACGGAAUGGGAGAUGAGGGAAAGCCAGGGGAGGAUGAGGGCAAGGUGUACGUUCCCGGUGUAGAGCCACUACAACCGGGAGAAGAGCUUGAGAUGGACCGGUCGGCUUACCGCAUGUACCACGAGUGUCAGACAGGUGCUCCGUGCCUGAGCUUCGAUGUUUUGAGAGACGGGAAUGGAGACAGCAGAGAGCAGUAUCCGAUGUCCAUGUUGCUUUGUGCUGGCACACAGGCAGACGCUGCUCUUAGCAACAGACUUCUAGUUAUUCGCAUGCACAACCUUCAUGGCACAGAGGAGAAGGAGAAGGAAGGGGAUGAGAGCAGCGAUGGGGAGAGCGAAGAGGAGGAGGACGAGGACAAGAAGCCGCAGAUGGAGCUGGCCAUGAUGCCUCACUACGGAGGCAUCAACAGAGUCAGAGUGACCAGGCGUGGGGAGCAGGCGUUGGCCGCGGUCUGGUCCGAGAAGGCCCAGGUGGAGAUCUUUGAUCUUCGAUCUCAAGUGGAUGCCGUGCACAGUUCUGCUGCCAUGUCAGCCUUCAUUAAACAGCAGAAGGAGGCCACGCCCCUCUUCAGUUUCUCCGGUCACAUGACGGAAGGCUUUGCGAUUGAUUGGUCGCCCAAAGUGCCGGGUCGCCUUGUUAGUGGAGAUUGCAAGAAGAACAUCCAUGUCUGGGAGCCCAGAGAAGAAGGGACUUCCUGGCAGAUUGACCAGCGACCGUUCAGCUCCCACAGCAAGUCUGUGGAAGACCUCCAGUGGUCCCCUACUGAACCCACGGUUUUUGCUUCCUGCUCAGUGGACCAAUCUAUCCGUGUCUGGGACAUCCGUGCCCCGCCCAACUCCAUGCUCUCAGCCAAUGAGGCUCACUCCUCAGACGUCAACGUCAUCAGCUGGAACCGGAGCGAACCAUUCCUCCUGUCCGGGGGGGACGACGGGCUACUCAAAGUUUGGGACCUCAGGCAGUUCCAGUCUGGGCGCCCGGUGGCCAACUUCAAGCAGCACAUGGCACCGGUGACGUCCGUGGAGUGGAACCCUGUGGACUCGAGCGUGUUCGCCGCCUCCGGGGCGGACGACGUCGUCAGCCAGUGGGAUCUCUCCGUGGAGUCAUGUGACGUGGGAGCGAGGGCAGAGGGAGUGAAGGAUCUGCCCCCCCAGCUGCUGUUCCUGCACCAGGGACAGACUGAGAUCAAGGAGAUCCACUGGCACCCACAGUUACCUGGAGUGAUGAUCUCCACUGCCCUGUCCGGCUUCAAUGUGUUUAGGACGAUAUCUGUGUAGAAGUGUGUGUGUGUUUGGUGUUGACCUGUGUGUGUGUGUGUGUUAGUGUACUAACUACUACAAUCCCUUAAUUUCUUUUGACAUGCAUUUACUAUGUAAUGUGCAUGCGCAACAUUUAUCCUGCAAUUUGUAUUGUGCAGAUAUUGGAAUAGAAAACCCUCUUCUCA
Molecule: messenger RNA, 1535 nt
Organism: Osmerus eperlanus (European smelt)
Lineage: Eukaryota; Metazoa; Chordata; Actinopteri; Osmeriformes; Osmeridae
Gene: grwd1
Product: glutamate-rich WD repeat containing 1
Exons: 7
Coding region: 16-1368 (450 amino acids)
Biological process (GO): ribosome biogenesis
Cellular component (GO): nucleolus
Molecular function (GO): protein binding
Source: RefSeq, a predicted model, not a curated record